AUGGCUUGCGCGCGGGCUGGGCACUCUGUCCUGGAGGAGGUGAUAGCAUGUGUGCACUAUCGUUUCCUGCUGUGCUUGGAUGAAGCUGCCCUCAGCAACGUUGGAGUAUGCUGUCGAUCGUUAGCCUGCAUUGUGGCCGAAGAAGGGCUGUGGCAACGUUUGGUGAUGUGCCAAAAUCGGCUCGCCACCUCGCGGUUUCUUGGCGCGUUCAGCCCCGAAGCACGUGAAGUAGCUUCCGAUGAUGUUCGUCCGGGGGUGGCAGCUUGCCGAUUUGAGCCCGGUGCAUCGGCGACAGAGCUUGAGCUGAUCAAUUGGCGCGACAUGUGCCGACAGCUUAACAUGUCAAUGGCAGAGGCUCCAUGGGCAUACGAGUUGUGCGAGGACGGAUGUAGUGCGGCCUUGUGGACCGAGCUGACCGACGACGCUGCGAUCCCAUCCGCCCCUUCUUCAGCUGCCCAAGGGUCGAACAACGUCGUAUUAGCAUCGCAGUCUCCUCAUCUAUUUUGGAUAGGGGGCGAUCGAAUGCUGGGGAUCGCCGGCGGGUAUUCGCCCGAUGUGGUCGGUGGAGCUUCACUUCAUCCUUUGCGCGAGGUCUACCAGUUGGAUUUGCCAAAUGCUUCGGGUCAUGGCAGCCGACUAACGCGGCCUGACUUGCUCGUGCGGCGCUUGGAUUGCGGCACGGCAGGAGGAAAGCUUCCCCACGGGCAUCCCUCUAUGAACGGGGCCGCCAGUGAUUUUGAUCCACAUCGAAAGACCAUCUUCUUUUUUGGUGGGGGGGCCCCGCACUCGGAUGUCACAAACGCAACGACAGCGUUGCGUUUAGACGGCUGGGAGGGCGAGUCUCCGAGCGCCAUCUGGCAGCAGAUUACGACUCAUGGAUCUGUCGAGUCGGGCCAGGUUCCGAGUGCGCGGCAAGGUCUCAAAGGGACAGUCUUCAAUGACGAGUUCGUCAUAUUUGGGGGUCGUAUGUUGGGUGGACGAUGCACCAAUGAAGUCUGGUCGCUGGAUCUGAGUCCCGACACAGGUGCCAGCGAGUCGACAGACCUGUCAUGGAGGCCAUUGGAGUGUGAUGGGCAAAGUCCCUCUCCUCGAGUUUGGCAUGGAGCAUGCCAAUUGGUACACGGCCAAUGGUUCAUAUAUGGUGGAAGUACCUGGCAGUUCGAGGAGCCCGAUCAACCACACGACUUCCGCACCCUUUUCAUCCUACACCUGGCGGAGAGGCGCUGGUCCUCCGUACACCAUGCCCCCGGUCCUGAGCCGCCGUGGGCGGUUGCGGCCGCCCUUGUUCCGCUUGGCUGCUGCCAGCUGCUUCUGCUGGGUGGGACGUUGCCCCACAAGCUGGGCAGCCAGGGCCUCAAUGCCCACAGCUUGCGCCAAUGGCGAACAUGGUACAGCCGGUUAGACGAGCCUUUUGUCUUUGAUUUGCGGACCAAGAAGUGGAACCAACAUCAUGCAGCAGUCGCAGCCACGUCCCAAGACCUUGAGCAGCAUGUGGCGGAGGUGUACUUGCGAAGCCAUUUUCCGGCAUGCUUCAUUCCACAUCGGCGUUCCGUGAUCGCUUUCGGGGGCUCUCGCUACUUCACAGGUGAGUACUUCAACGACGUGCUGGAGCUGCAGCUUCCCUCUUGCAAGCAUGGGCCAAGAGCAGCAUUGCUUGGCGAAGGUCGUCGGCAGGAGUCACGGCAGCCCUUGUGUGCAGCAUUUCAGGCUCCAGCUGCGCUGCCUCGCCACCUGCAAGUCGCAGACGGCCGUGAGGCCAGCCUUACACGGGGCUUCCUCGGGCGCCUUCGUGGCAUGCUCCAGGAUGGCAUCAUCAACCAGGAGCAGUUCGACAUGAUGCGGACGGAAGCGCGUGACCAGCAGCGUGGCAUCCGCACCGCCAUGGCCGACAAGAAGAAGCUGACCCAGGCCGAGCUGCUGGAGCUUCUGAGCCCGCCCCCCUUCAACCAGAAGCAGGGGAAAUGCGUGCCACCGGAUGCAGUGAUCCAGACUUCCCCAGAGGAGCGUUGGUGGAGGUCAGAUUCACCACGUCUGCCCGGUGAUGAGUUCCCAGAUGUUCCUGUUCAGAAGGGGUCGAACCCCUCGCUGUCUGCGACUGCCGGGUCCAAGGGCCACGGGCUCCGCUCCGGGCCAGUAUGCUUUCAAACGACUUCGCAGACGGGCUGCGGGACUGCUGCGCAUUUCAAGAUGGAGGAAGGUGUGCCUCCGGUGAUCUCUGGCUUCAGUGGCCACUUCCCUGGCAAGCAGGGUGCCAACAUCAUUGGCGCCACUUUUGACAAGUCCUACACGGAGUCUUUGUCACACACCAUCUCGCUUGGGAAGUGA
Symbiodinium necroappetens is the source of this 2325-nucleotide messenger RNA. NCBI's taxonomy places the organism in Eukaryota, Dinophyceae, Suessiales, Symbiodiniaceae. The record is from the annotation of a GenBank genome assembly.